Molecule: messenger RNA, 2214 nt
Organism: Naegleria gruberi
Lineage: Eukaryota; Heterolobosea; Eutetramitea; Acrasida; Naegleriidae
Exons: 1
Coding region: 1-2214 (737 amino acids)
Source: RefSeq, a predicted model, not a curated record
AUGUCAGAUGACAAUUUAUCAGUAGUGAGUGGUAAUACUACUCUAAUGAUCGAUGAUGAAAUACAAGAUGAAACUUUAAAGAGUUUUCUUCAAUGUAAUUGUAAAACAUGUUUAGAAAUGUAUCAUAAAUCAUCAUCUGAUGAUAUUCAUUCCAUUCAUUCUAAGGCUAAUUUAUCAUCAAUUCACAAUCAUCAUCAUCACGAAGCCUCACAUAAUCAUCAUCAUCUUCACUGUGAUGAUUUAUCUUCUCAUCAUUUCUCUCAUCAUCAUCAUUCCAUUCUAGUAGAUGAUCAACAACACAAAAGUGAUAGAGAUAUAUUAAGUAAUUUAGAUGCGUUAACAGUGAUGAGUGUUCAUACUACACGUUCACAUCCAAUGUUUCCUUCUAAUAUUUAUGAUGAUUGUUUGAGUGAACAAGAUGAUAUUGAAGAGGGAAGAAGAAGUUUUCAUAAAUUGACUAAUAAUUUCAAAUUCAAUGAUGAUUUAGAAUUUAAUGAUGAUGAGGUGGAUGAUAAGAAAAAGCCUUUUUCAAAAAGUGAAAAAGAAACAUUUGAUGAAUUUGAUUCAGAGAAGAAACUAGACGAAUCAUUGAAUACAACAAGGAGGAGAACUAUUCAACAUGUUGAAGAUGAUUUUAUGAAUAUUGAUAAUGAAGAAGAAACAAUUGAAAGAGUUGAAGAAGAAAUGGAAUUAAUUAUUGAUGAUAAUAUUGAGGAAGAAGAACCUGUGAAAGAGGAAGAAGAAAUAUGUUUAGAAUUUGAAGAUUUAAAAAGUGAAUGUAGAAAUGAAACUGUCCCAGAAUUAGAGUUUGAGGAAGAUGAAGAAAUAAAUAAGAAAGAAUGUAUUCAACAAGAAGGUCUACAAUUCCAAGAAGAUGAACUUGUGAAUGAUAACGUAUCAACUGGACAUGUUGAACAACAUGAUGAAAUUGUAACUUAUUUAGAUGAAGAGGUGGAGUCUAUUGUUGGUGAAGAGUGCAAACUAGCAAAUAAUUACGAUGAUGAAGAACAAUUAAACGCUAGUGAAUUAGAUACGAAAGAGGAACAAUUGAUUGUACAAUCUCCAAUCAUUGAAAUAGAUCAAUAUGAAGGUGAUGAAAUAGAAAAUCAAACUCUCGUUGAUACUAAUCAAGAUUUGAUUGAGACUAAUGUUCUAGAAACAGUUGUUCAAGAUAGGAUGGAAGAUGACGACAUUUCCAUUGAGAUUUCCAUUGAAGAUUUUCCUGAAAUAAUUCAACCAAUCCAAGAUUGUGAAGAAAUAAUAUUGGAAAAUAAUCAAUUUAAAGAGAAGAGUGAAAUUAUUGAGUGUUUCAUUAAUGGAUAUUUAGAAAGAAGAAGAUUCAAUGCUAACAGGGAACUGCUAAAUAAUAUUCAAGCAAGAUGGAGACAAAAUUCAGUGAAAAUGGAAAUGAACAAGGUCGUCGAAAUGUUUAAAAUUAUCCAGACAUUAGUUCAAUCUGCUUUUAUUAGAAAAGACAUGUUUAAAUUGAAAAAUACGAUUGAGCCAAUGAAAACCAUUUGUAAAGGAACCUCUGUAAGAAAUGAUAUGAAGAACAAGUUUGAAAUGAUUGAAACAAUUCAAAGCUUACUAAGAGGAGAGAUUUAUAGAAAAUAUUUGCAAAAUGAAAAGAAUAAUCAAAUGAUAACAGAUGAUUUCUGUUACUCACCAAACACAAUGUUUGAUAAUAUUCCAUCAUCUCCUGUACAAUUAGAAAAGAUUGAACAUACAAAAAGAACUGCCAUUCAAGUGAGUGAGAGGAAUUCAGAUGAUGAAAGAGUGAAAUUCUUUCCACCUCCACUUCCAAAACCAUUCAGACUUUCAUCUAAGGAAAAUCCACUCAAAAAACCAAAGAAAGAGCCAAAAAUUGAAAAGGAGCUAGUAAUUUAUAAUUCUAAACCAAUUCAAAACUAUGGGAAGAUUUCAAUGAUUAGACAUGAAAUUAAGAGAAAGAAUGAUGAAUUUUAUUUUGAUCAAAUUGAGGAAACACGAGAUGAAGAAGCUAAACAAUUGAAUACAAAUGAAGAAGAGGAAGAACCAAUUAUAGUUAUUCAACCCAAGAAGAAAAUGAAAAUGUCCAAACCUUCACAAUCCUCAACCCCAAUAUUUAAAAGAUUGGAUUUAACUGAUGAUGAAAUUGAUCAGUUAAUAUUACAAAAAGACAAACUCUUUAAAUUGGAAGGAGAAACCAAGAUUUUAAAAGAAAAAGAAGAGUAA